AUGGAUUCUUCGUUUUCAGGUCAUGAGAACUUUGAUUUAUCUCUGGAAAAUGAAUACCUUUCUCCGGCAAUGUUUGAGAGUGUUCCACUCGCCGCAGGAUUCAGCGAUUUUGAGUCAGAUAACCUCAUACUACAGUCGAACCCACCCACUUGGAACACCAUCAAUGAGUUUUCAAUGGAUACGUUGGAAAGCGAAAAUUGUAAUGAACUAUUCAAUCCGGAUGAUUUUCUAAAUGAUGUACCGUCCAAUAGCUCUGCUGUAUUAAAUCGCGACACGCCUUCACCUUCCGAUAGUCAAAAGAGCUACGAUUCGUUGCCUUCAUCCGGUGGGUUUGAUGGUUGCCAUGUUGUACCAAUGCAUUUGGACAGUCCACCGAUAUCACCCCAGACAUCGUCAAGUCCGUUAGAUGGAACAAACGCAAUCAACCACAUCGGCGGCAGUGAUAAUAUUCAUCCAGUCAAAGUCGUCCCAAAAAGUACGUCCUCGAACGUUACUAAAACCAUCACGAAGAAAACGAUCGUUUUGUCGGCGAAGGACUAUAAAGCUCUGCUGGAAAAAAUGCAACGAAAACCCUCAAGCAAUACUAUUCUCCUGAAGGCAACUCCUACUAAUAACCCACCUAUUGGAGUGGCAGCUAAAGAAGGAAUGGAAUUUAUUUCACAGGCGCUUAAACAAGAAAAAGCAACCGUUUUACCGAAACCAUUAGCCACUGGUAGUGCUUUGACAAAAACUAGAAACGAUGUUAAACCACAAGCAGUGGCCAAGGAAGACGGUCUGAAUAGCGUUAGUUCGCUUACCGUUCCCAUGAUUCUAGGUAUCGGUAGUAGCAUUUCCGAACAUACGAUCGAUGAAAAGAUGCUGAAAAAACAUCAGCGUAUGAUAAAAAAUCGCCAAUCAGCAUAUCAGUCACGGCAGAAGAAAAAGGAUUACGUCACAUCAUUAGAGGAACGCCUCCAAGAACUAUCCAAAGAAAACAAUCAACUUAAGAUGGAAAAUGCAUCUCUUCUCGAAAGGCUUAGUAUACGAUGUACAUGUGCAGCUAACAGUUUACUCUUAGGCCAUUCAACCGUUAAGCAAGUAUCGCCCAACGCGCGGAAGAAUGCUGCGAUCGUCUUUGCCAUGCUUUUCAUGGUAUCGCUUAAUUUCUUUCCUAUUGGUAAUCUGCUUACCAAUCAGGAUCAGGCAGCAUUAGAUAGAAUACCUAUCAACGACAAGAUACAGUAUCACUCCCGUGGCUUACUCUGGACCAAUGAUUCAAGUGAACGCGGUUCCCAAAAAUCGCUCCGAAUCAAUAUUACGGCACUCGACGAGCUCACAAAAGAUGAGUCGUUUCCUUCCGCUGAAUGUCCUUUUUAUGUGAACCAAACGGAAAACAUACGCUUGGCUAGCGAACUUCGUAGGUGGAUUGGUGAAAACGGGUUUAAAAAUCUCACCGAUACCACCGGCCAAACGGCAGAUGUUAGCAUUGAUACGUUCGAUAAGAUGUUCCGACUAAAAGACACAAUCGAUUCCAUGUAUCGGCAAAUGAAAGAUAUCAGCGUACAGAUGAAAACGUAUGAACGCAGGCAAAAAUUGGCUCUGAAUGGGAAGAAAUCGGCAAGUAAACGGCAACAUGCGGCAGCUAACCAACGUGAGAUGGCCACGUAUCGCCGAAAAGUACCUCGCCAGCACGAUUUAGAUCUAUAUUACCCGAGUGUUCACGUGAAAUAUGCGGAAUUCUUUGAAGAAAUCGGUCGUCGUGAUGAUACCUUCUAUUUGGUAUCGUUUAGUGAAGAGCACCUAUUACUGCCAGCACUAGCUUAUAACAAAACGAACCGACCGCGCAUGUCACUUAUGCUGCCUACCAUCACGAGCUCCGGCGUACCGAUGGCCAACGGGACGGAUCGCUCAGAAAAGAUCACGCUUAUGCAGAUCGAUUGUGAAGUGAUGAAUACGUCCGUGAUACAGAUACGCGAAAAGACGAUCCCGGGAGAUUUGCGUCCGCAGGGUGGUGAUCCAUCGAAAGCAGGCCCGGGUUCGACGAAGGCCAGCUAUGAAGGUCGCAAUACUACGGCAUCUGGGGCUCAACAGAAUCGAGCGACAGGUCGAGCUUCUGCUGGAAAUAGACUAGUUCGAAGUAACUCCACUACAACCGGUCAUCCUGCUAAUACGUCGGAUGGGCUUGUUCGAAAGCGUGAUAAUCCCCAUCAUCAUCAUCAGCAUGUUCCUAAUAGGCCGUUCUUUGUUGAACGCAUGAACGAACAUCUAAAAAGUGAACUGCAUGUUAAUUAA
Anopheles nili is the source of this 2271-nucleotide messenger RNA. It is a transcript of the gene Atf6, whose product is annotated as cyclic AMP-dependent transcription factor ATF-6 alpha. The record is from RefSeq and is a predicted model, not a curated record. Bases 1 to 2271 code for a protein of 756 amino acids. Gene Ontology annotation, molecular function: RNA polymerase II cis-regulatory region sequence-specific DNA binding; DNA-binding transcription factor activity, RNA polymerase II-specific. Gene Ontology annotation, cellular component: nucleus. The transcript has 4 exons. NCBI's taxonomy places the organism in Eukaryota, Metazoa, Arthropoda, Insecta, Diptera, Culicidae. Gene Ontology annotation, biological process: regulation of transcription by RNA polymerase II; endoplasmic reticulum unfolded protein response.